Arabidopsis thaliana (thale cress) is the source of this 2576-nucleotide messenger RNA. It is a transcript of the gene UPM1, whose product is annotated as urophorphyrin methylase 1. The transcript has 6 exons. The record is from RefSeq and is marked reviewed. Gene Ontology annotation, biological process: siroheme biosynthetic process. NCBI's taxonomy places the organism in Eukaryota, Viridiplantae, Streptophyta, Magnoliopsida, Brassicales, Brassicaceae. Gene Ontology annotation, cellular component: chloroplast. Bases 875 to 1984 code for a protein of 369 amino acids. Gene Ontology annotation, molecular function: methyltransferase activity; uroporphyrin-III C-methyltransferase activity.
UCGUGUUGUGUAGAUGUCAAGUGUUUUGCUAAAUCUAAGAAAACUUGCAGUGUGAUACAGAGACAUAUAAUCAAAUAUGUAGUCAGCGGUGUUAAAAACAGAAUCUGUCAAACCGUCUUCUUCAAAUCCACGGAAUGAGAAGCUUGAUUAAUGAGAUGCUCCCAACCAUACCCAAAUAUUAAUCAGACAUUCAUUAUUGUCUCUAGAGGUUAAUGUCUUUGAGUGUUUUUAGGUGUUCCUAGAACACAAUUUAUGGGAAGAUCCAGCUGCAUCUCCAUCUCCUAAUUUGGAGUGAAAGAGCCUAGUCUUUCACACCAAUUUUGAGUUUCAAAUAUAUGUGCAUAAAUGAAUGAAGAUGCAAGGUUUGGAUUUCGUUUUUAUGACUCUUGUCUAAUCUUACGUUUGAGGUAGGUGAGCAAAGAUGCUAUCACAGCAAAAAAUGCUAAAUUACUAGAUUCAAAUUACGAAUCUACCCUCUGCAUAGCUCCGAGAGUGAUGUGAUUCCCCUUGAAAGCAUCAAAGGGUUAGUAACCUUUUCUAGAGAGUGCCCUUUCGUCGUCAGAAAAACGUAAGCAAAAAUGCUACAAAUUAAAAAGUGUCUCCAACAUGUGCAUAUUCACACACAAGUUGGUGUCAACGCUCAGACAAGAAAGGCGUGUGUUCAUUGUUGAAUCUUCCCAUUUCCUCAUCCAAAUUCCGACAUAACUAUCCUAGCCGCCAUUUGUUCUCCACAUUACAAAACCCUCAGCAGCUUCAAAACUCUUCCGAUCUCUCCCUCACGCUCGCAAUUCUCUCGUCUCCAUUUUAAUAGUUUUUCUUCUCGGAAUCACAAAUCUUCGGCUUCUUGUUCCUUGGCGUGUGUGUGUGUUGUUGAAUGGCUCUUGUUCAGCGGAUUCCAAUUUCCUCCUCCAGUAUUCGGAAUUGGCAACAAGCGAGGACCAAUUUGACUCCUAUUUGUUGUUUACAUUACAAUACUGCAUCUUCUUCUUCUUCACCCUUUACAGAGAAGCACUCUGUGGAGAGAUACCAAAGGGAUCAAUGGCUGUACAAAGCGGUUGAACCAACGCCACCAUCGACUCCAUCUCCAUCGCCAUUUGAAGAUGAAGUCUUUGUUAGGGAAAACGACAUUGCAUCGCAGCUGCCUGAGCUGAAGAAGCUUUUGGCAGUGCUGAAAGAGAAGAGAGUUAAAGGAUGCAAAGGUGGUGAUUGUGGACCAGGAGAUGUGUAUCUUGUUGGGACAGGGCCAGGAGAUCCUGAGCUUUUGACUCUUAAAGCUGUCAGAGUUAUUCAAAGUGCCGAUCUUUUGCUUUACGACAGGCUUGUCUCCAAUGAUGUCUUGGAGUUGGUUGCUCCUGAUGCUAGACUUCUUUAUGUCGGCAAAACUGCUGGUUAUCAUAGCAGAACUCAGGAAGAGAUUCAUGAACUACUCCUAAAUUUUGCUGAAGCUGGUGCCACUGUUGUCAGGCUUAAAGGUGGAGAUCCUCUGGUCUUUGGACGGGGCGGCGAAGAAAUGGACUUUCUGCAACAGCAAGGGAUUCGAGUUCAAGUUAUACCAGGGAUAACUGCGGCGUCGGGGAUAGCAGCAGAGUUGGGGAUUCCACUAACACAUCGAGGUGUUGCAACUAGUGUAAGGUUUCUCACUGGUCAUUCAAGGAAAGGAGGGACAGACCCUCUGUUUGUUGCAGAGAAUGCAGCUGACCCGGAUACAACACUUGUCGUUUAUAUGGGUUUGGGAACUUUACCUUCUCUUGCACAAAAACUAAUGGACCAUGGUCUCCCUUCUGAUACACCAGCUGUUGCGGUUGAACGUGGAACCACUCCUCUACAGCGUACAGUUUUUGCUGAGCUUAAAGAUUUUGCAACUGAGAUUCAGUCAGCUGGAUUGGUGUCACCAACACUCAUCAUCAUAGGGAAAGUCGUUGAGCUCUCACCUUUAUGGCCACAUUGCACGAAAGAAUCCUCCUGCCUUGUAGAGACCCGGUAGAUAUUUCACUCUUAUUUUACGGGCGUGUGGCUUCCAUCGACAUUACGGUGAAGUUUUAGGAGCUAUGGAGCUAUGAAGGUUGAGACUUGAGAGAUGUAAUAAACAAAAAGGAAAGCUGAUAGUUUCUUAUGACGUGUCCUUCAAUUGUUUUGGGACAAUGGUAAUGGCAAUGUUAAUGUAAUAAACAAGUUUCAAUCAGUGCCACUGUGACUAAUUUUUCCACCACAAGAUGAUGUCUUUAAAACUUUAAUAGUCAAAUUCAAAUUAAAGUUACAAGAUGAUGUCUUGAUACCCUCAUGAUGCUCUCCAAACUUGUAUGCUUCUUUCUUCUUUUGAAAGUGAGCGUGUCUACUGUUGUUAGAACCUUAUUCUUCAUUUGAUGCAUGUGUCUAUGUACAUGAGUCUUCCAUGUCUUUAGAUGAACAAGGGAUUUUGGCAGGGCUACUUUUGAGCUGAUAUUUGCAUUUGACGAGGUCAUAUCUCUUGGGCACAAGGAAAGUGUGACAAGUGUCCAGGUGAAGCAGUAUUGUGAAAUGGAGAAGUUGCAUUAAGUGGUUGUGCAAAAGAAAUGGUUUUGAUGGUUUGAGCAGAU